AUGCAAGACGCUCAAGGCUUUGCGAAUUCGCCCACCAUGAUGAGAGGCGCUAUUCCCCAGCGCCGUACCACUGGAGAUUGCCAAUGUCAUUACUGUCGCAAUUCGAGAAUCUCUUCAGAGACGUCAGAAGAAGAAGAGAGCAACAGAAGCACGUCCUCUGGAACCAUGGCCGGGGAUGGUCGAUUUCCACACUACAACCCCAUUGCUAGAUCCCCACAGCAGUUCUUGUCUCCUGAUAUAUCCUUUGGUUUUGACUCGACGGGAGCUGCAUUUCAGGAACAUCACGAGCUUGACACUGCAUUCACAGCCCACUACCCCCAGCUCUUUGUGUGGCCCCGAACUGCUGCCCACAUCAGCUUUCCAGUUGUCGACUACAGUGAAAACCGCUGGCCGGCCAACACACCGUGGCCUCACUUUUACAUGGCUAUCGCCCCCGAGUCGGCCCGCAUUGAAGAUUUAAAGACAGCGUUGACGCCCAAGGGAUCUGGUACCAUUCUCACGGCUCGGUCGCGCAUGGAUGGCGAACAGAUGAGUGUGGACUUGUUUCUCGAUAUUACAAAGCUGCGCUGCAAUGCUAUGCAACUUGAGAUUACAACAGUCGAGGAGGGCCAUGAAAGAACAAAAUUUACACACAAGAAGUCGGAGAAGCCUCGCGAUAGGGAGCGGCCCAAGCCCAUUCCUUUUGGAUUCCAUGCCCACAGGUCCGCAAGCACCCCCAAUCCAGUUCGCAAGAACUCACAGAAACAUGGCAACAAGGGCAGGAUGACUACUCUUUGA
This is a messenger RNA of Pestalotiopsis fici W106-1, 777 nucleotides long. RefSeq lists its product as uncharacterized. The transcript has a single exon. The coding region runs from base 1 to 777 and encodes 258 amino acids. NCBI's taxonomy places the organism in Eukaryota, Fungi, Ascomycota, Sordariomycetes, Amphisphaeriales, Sporocadaceae. The record is from RefSeq and is a predicted model, not a curated record.